AGGCGAAUGACGGAGGACUGAGGGGAAGUGCCGUAUAAACUCAUAGCAGACUGCGGAGAGCCCGAGUUAAACAGGUGAUUUAGCUGUAAUCGACAUGGCCGAGAACAGGGAGAAAGCGACCGACCAGAUGAAGCUUUGGAAGGAGAACCGGGGGUCUCAGCGACCAGAGACCUUAACAACGGGGGCCGGCAUUCCUGUGGGAGACAAGUUAAACGAACAGACUGCGGGGCCCCGGGGUCCCCUUCUGGUACAGGAUGUGGUAUUCACUGAUGAGAUGGCACACUUUGACCGCGAGCGCAUCCCAGAGAGGGUGGUGCAUGCAAAGGGUGCUGGGGCGUUCGGAUACUUCGAGGUGACCCACGAUAUCUCCCGCUACUGCAAGGCCAAGGUGUUUGAGUACGUGGGCAAAACGACGCCCCUCGCCGUUCGCUUCUCCACCGUGGCUGGGGAGUCAGGAUCUGCAGACACGGUGCGAGACCCACGCGGCUUCGCUGUGAAGCUUUACACCGAGGAGGGUAACUGGGACCUCACCGGAAACAACACCCCGAUUUUUUUCAUCCGAGAUGCGCUGCUGUUCCCGUCCUUCAUCCAUUCUCAGAAGCGCAACCCUCAGACCCACCUGAAGGACCCUGACAUGGUGUGGGACUUCUGGAGUCUUCGGCCUGAGUCUCUUCACCAGGUGUCCUUCCUGUUCAGCGAUCGCGGCAUUCCCGAUGGCUUUCGCCACAUGAACGGUUAUGGCUCCCACACCUUCAAGCUGAUCAAUUCUGAGGGCCAGGCAGUCUACUGCAAGUUCCAUUACAAGACUAACCAGGGGAUUAAGAACUUGCGAGCGGAAGAUGCAGACCUUCUGGCAUCCACUGACCCCGACUAUGCCAUCAGAGACCUAUAUAAUGCCAUCGCCAAUGGCAACUGCCCUUCCUGGACCUUCUACAUCCAAGUCAUGACUUUUGAGCAAGCCGAGAAGUUCCGGUGGAAUCCUUUUGACUUGACCAAGAUUUGGCCCCACAAGGAGUACCCCCUGAUACCCGUAGGCAAGAUCGUGCUGAACCGCAACCCUGUGAACUACUUUGCCGAAGUAGAACAGCUGGCUUUUGACCCCAGCAACAUGCCCCCAGGCAUCGAGCCGAGCCCUGACAAGAUGCUGCAGGGUCGCCUGUUUUCUUACCCAGACACCCAUCGCCACCGGCUGGGUGCAAACUACUUGCAGCUGCCAGUCAACUGCCCCUUCCGUGCCCGGGUGGCCAAUUACCAGAGGGAUGGGCCCAUGUGCAUGUUUGACAACCAGGGGGGUGCCCCUAACUAUUACCCCAACAGCUUCAGUGCCCCGGAUGCUCAACCACGCUUCCUUGAGUCUAAGUUCAAGGUGUCCCCAGAUGUAGGACGCUACAACAGUGCCGAUGAGGACAACGUGACUCAGGUCCGUAACUUCUACACCCAAGUGCUAAAUGAGGAAGAGCGCCAGCGCCUCUGCCAGAACAUGGCAGGACAUUUGAAGGGAGCUCAGCUUUUCAUCCAGAAGCGGAUGGUGCAGAACCUGAUGGCCGUCCACCCAGAUUACGGGAAUCAAGUCCAGGCUCUCCUGGACAAACACAACGCUGAGGCCAAAAAGAAUGCCAUCCAUGUGUACACCCAAGGCGGAGCUUCGACAGUGGCUGCUGCCUCUAAGAUGUGACCCUGCCCAGCCCCUUUCAGGGACUAUGAUGCUUCUGGCUGGCCUUCAGAUCCUACCGUGCGAAGCCAGCCCUCUAACCUUUCAAGUAGACUAAUUUGGGAGAUGGAAUUCGCAUGGAAUUUUCUUCACUAAUGUUUAAAUGAGACCGAUGCCAAGUUCAGAACCUUUUCUAAUGCAUAUCAAUCGUCUUUGCUAACAGUUGGUAUGAUGUUUUUCUGUCAUCUGGUCAGAUGGUUUGUAGACAAAAUAAGGACUUGUGAGUGACUAAUGGAAGCCUUAUAGGACAUAGCAGGGCUUAGGGAACCCCCCCCCCCAUUCACCAUGCUCCAUGAAUGAGACCCCCACGAUUCGCUGCUUUUGUAAUACGAGUCAGAUGUUCCACCCCUUAUCCACCAAUGCCUUGCUUGGUCAAACUUGGGUUAGACAUAAACUGUAAUGGAUACAUGAACUGGCAACUACAUGGAGGGAUUAAGUGCCUGCACCCCCCUCUAACUUGGAUAUGGCUGCCUCCUCUAUUGCCCAUAUCUGGAUUGUUGUGGGUGUUGUUCUGUGGUGUGUCACAUUCCUGUCCUUGCAAUCUACUGGUUUCUGCUUUGAUCACACUAGAUUCAGACCAGUUAGACGCCAGUGUUAUUGCCUGUUCAUAAGUAGUAUCCAUCCAAACAUAGGCACAUGUUGUUUUAAUCUGCAGCGGAAGGCACGCCAGAUGAGCAUUAAUUGUAUCCAUGUGCUCCCUGACUGGGAAGUAGUCAGACUGAGCAGAUUUUUAUGUACGGAGGGCAGCCCCUCUGAAAUGAUCUUAACUUUCACAAACACUGGUCUCAUUUCUGUGCAUUUGGGUAAAUUCAACUUGAUUUUUGUAUGUGACACAAAUAAAAUCGGUUGGAUUAAUGCUA
Messenger RNA from Brienomyrus brachyistius, 2571 nucleotides. It is a transcript of the gene cat, whose product is annotated as catalase. NCBI's taxonomy places the organism in Eukaryota, Metazoa, Chordata, Actinopteri, Osteoglossiformes, Mormyridae. Gene Ontology annotation, cellular component: mitochondrion; cytoplasm; peroxisome. Gene Ontology annotation, molecular function: heme binding; catalase activity. The record is from RefSeq and is a predicted model, not a curated record. Bases 95 to 1675 code for a protein of 526 amino acids. Gene Ontology annotation, biological process: hydrogen peroxide catabolic process; response to hydrogen peroxide. The transcript has 13 exons.